This is a messenger RNA of Eimeria acervulina, 984 nucleotides long. RefSeq lists its product as hypothetical. The record is from RefSeq and is a predicted model, not a curated record. Bases 1 to 984 code for a protein of 327 amino acids. Gene Ontology annotation, molecular function: ubiquitin binding. NCBI's taxonomy places the organism in Eukaryota, Apicomplexa, Conoidasida, Eucoccidiorida, Eimeriidae. Gene Ontology annotation, cellular component: endoplasmic reticulum. The transcript is spliced from 9 exons.
AUGCAGAACACAGACGAACUGAGAAGGCGUGACGUGGCAGGGGGCCGGCUGCCGACCUCUUCAAACGCAAGGGCUCGGGCCUUUACUACCCCUACUUUUCCUGAAAUGUUUGAAGCAAAAUAUGGAAACAGACAUCCUCCCUUCUUUUCAGGCUCUCUUAGAGACGCGUUUGGUGAAGCGCGAGUGCUUCAGAAGCCUUUGGUUGUUUAUUUACAUGGAGAGGGGCCCUCCUCUGAUUUAACGUGCAGAGAAGCCCUCAGCAGCUCCCUCUUCAUUGAACUCCUCGAGACACACGGGUGUUUGUUUGCUGCGACUUGGUCGCGAAGCCGCGAGGGCGUCGCGCUGCAGCGGCUGCUGCAGCUGCAUGCAUUUCCUUGUUUAUUAAUAUUUAUCCCCAACCCUAUCUUCGCUAACUCUCCACCGAGAGAUCCUAACCUCAAUUGGCUUAGAGCUGCACACAACUGGCUCCAUACAGCUUUACAAGGUUCAUGGGGAGAAGCAGAAGCAGCAUCGCAUGCAGUUGGGGCUAUCGACCGUCUGGAGGAGCUGCAGCAAAUAUGCAAUGAGAAGCAAGAGGCUCUGAGACAGACACAAAUACUGCGUCGUGAACAAGAAGCUGCAUUUGAAGAGAUUCAGCGCCAAGAGUCUCUGAGACUCUCUCUUCAGCGAGAAGAGAAGAGACAGCAGGAGCAAGAGCUGCAGCGGCGGCAGCAGGAGGCGAGGAGACAGGAGCAGAAGAGGGCGAAGAUGCAGCAGCAGCAGCAGCUGCUGCAGCAGCAACGAGCAGCAGCAGCAGCAGAUUUCAAAGCGCAGGAUGAGGAGUGCAGCAAACUGCCUCCUGAGCAGAGGGCAACUAUUUGUCUUAAGCUUGCAUGCGGCAAGAGAAUAACUCGUAUAUUUUCUUCUUCUUCUUCUCUUUCUCUUCUUUAUCGCUGGUGUGGCUGUGUUGCUGAGUAUUGCGAGGUAAGGAGACAGCUGAGCUAA